This is a messenger RNA of Ficedula albicollis (Collared flycatcher), 962 nucleotides long. It is a transcript of the gene S1PR2, whose product is annotated as sphingosine-1-phosphate receptor 2. NCBI's taxonomy places the organism in Eukaryota, Metazoa, Chordata, Aves, Passeriformes, Muscicapidae. Gene Ontology annotation, molecular function: sphingosine-1-phosphate receptor activity. The annotation marks the transcript as partial. The transcript is spliced from 2 exons. Gene Ontology annotation, cellular component: membrane. The record is from RefSeq and is a predicted model, not a curated record. Gene Ontology annotation, biological process: sphingosine-1-phosphate receptor signaling pathway.
CGCCGCCGCCCGGCGCCGCCAUGGGCAGCAUCUACAAGGAGUACUUCAACCGCGACAAGAUCCGCGAGCACUACAACUACACCAAGGGCGCGGGCGAGGCGGCGGCGGCGCCGCCGGCGCGCUGGGUGGGCUCGGCGCUCAUCGUGCUGCUCUGCGGCGUCAUCGUGCUGGAGAACCUGCUGGUGCUGGUGUCCAUCUGCCGCAACAAGCGCCUGCACCUGGCCAUGUACAUCUUCAUCGGCAACCUGGCGGCGUCCGACCUGCUGGCGGGCGCGGCCUUCAUGGCCAACACGCUGCUGUCGGGCAGCACCACCUUCAGCCUGACGCCGGUGCAGUGGUUCGUGAGGGAGGGCACGGCCUUCGCCACGCUGGCCGCCUCGGUGUUCAGCCUGCUGGCCAUCGCCAUCGAGCGGCACGUGGCCAUCACCAAGGUGAAGGUGUACAGCAGCGACAAGAGCUGCAGGAUGGUGCUGCUGAUCGGCGCCUGCUGGGUGAUCGCCGGCGCCAUCGGCAGCCCGCCCAUCAUGGGCUGGAACUGCAUCAGCGACCUGCGCGACUGCUCCACGGUGCUGCCGCUCUACUCCAAGCGCUACGUGCUCUUCGUCACCACCAUCUUCACCCUCAUCCUGGCCGCCAUCGUGGGGCUCUACACCCGCAUCUACUGCAUCGUGCGCUCCAGCCACGCCGAGAUCGCCACGGCGCAGACCCUGGCGCUGCUCAAGACCGUCACCAUCGUGCUGGGCGCCUUCAUCGUCUGCUGGCUGCCCGCCUUCAUCAUCCUCCUGAUGGACGCCUCCUGCCCCGUCCGCGCCUGCCGCGUGCUCUACAGCGCCAACUACUUCUUCGCCUUCGCCACGCUCAACUCGGCGGCCAACCCGGUGAUCUACAUGCUGCGGAGCAAGGACAUGCGCGGGGAGUUCCUGCGGGUGCUGCGCUGCUGCGGGGCCGGCGGGCGGGGGCGG